Molecule: messenger RNA, 1165 nt
Organism: Nestor notabilis (Kea)
Lineage: Eukaryota; Metazoa; Chordata; Aves; Psittaciformes; Psittacidae
Gene: PRSS23
Product: protease, serine, 23
Exons: 1
Coding region: 19-1137 (372 amino acids)
Biological process (GO): proteolysis
Molecular function (GO): serine-type endopeptidase activity
Source: RefSeq, a predicted model, not a curated record
CACAGACUGGCGUUCAGGAUGGCAGGCUUGUCCACUUUAAUCCUCCUUUUGUGUGCUGCUAAAGAUGUGAUGCCCUCCAGUUCUCACUGGAAGCCAACUUGGCCAUCUUACAGAGUUCCAGUUAUCCUGCCACAGUCUACCCUUAACUUGGACAAACCACAGUUCGAUGCUGAAGCCAGACUGGAAGUGGUAUCUCCCUGUGGCCCAGCUUGCCACAAAAGUUCUCCGCUGCCAACUUAUGAAGAAGUGAAGAACUACCUGUCCUAUGAAACCUUAUAUGCUAAUGGUAGCCUCACUGAAACAGAGGUGGGCAUAUAUAUUUUGAGCAACAGUGGCGAUGGGUCUCAAGGCAAAUCUCGAACUAAGAGGCAGAUCUAUGGCUAUGACAGCAGGUUUAGCAUUUUUGGGAAAGACUUCUUGUUGAACUACCCAUUCUCCACAUCGGUGAAGCUAUCUACAGGUUGCACGGGCACACUGGUGGCUGAAAAGCAUGUUCUUACUGCAGCUCAUUGCAUCCAUGACGGCAAGAGUUACGUCAAAGGAGCUCAGAAACUGCGGGUGGGCUUCCUAAAGCCCAAACUGAAAGAUGGCAGCAAAGGAGCCAAUAUCACCAACUCAGCAAUUCCUGAGAAAAUGAAAUUCCAGUGGAUCCGAGUGAAACGGACACAUGUCCCCAAAGGCUGGAUCAAAGGCAAUGCCAAUGACAUUGGCAUGGAUUAUGACUAUGCCUUGCUGGAGCUGAAGAAGCCUCAUAAAAGAAAGUUUAUGAAGAUAGGUGUGAGUCCACCAGCAAGACACUUGCCUGGAGGGAGGAUUCACUUCUCUGGCUACGACAACGAUCGUCCUGGAAACCUGGUUUACCGCUUCUGUGAUGUCAAAGAUGAAACGUAUGACCUGUUGUACCAGCAGUGCGAUGCCCAGCCGGGUGCGAGUGGGUCUGGGGUGUACGUGAGGAUGUGGAAGAGGCAGGACCACAAAUGGGAGCGUAAAAUUAUUGGAAUAUUUUCAGGCCAUCAGUGGGUGGACAUGAACGGCACCCCCCAGGAUUUCAAUGUAGCCGUUCGCAUCACCCCCCUCAAAUACGCACAGAUCUGUUACUGGAUCAAAGGCAACUACCUUGACUGCAGGGAAGGAUAAAGACAAUGAAACUCCUUGAAAGCACUUA